Messenger RNA from Penicillium olsonii, 1008 nucleotides. Lineage: Eukaryota; Fungi; Ascomycota; Eurotiomycetes; Eurotiales; Aspergillaceae. The record is from the annotation of a GenBank genome assembly.
AUGGUCUCCCAACGAGAUCGCGAUAUUCUGCGCGGGGACUUGCGUGCCCGCUCCAAAUUGUCCACCGCAGACCGAGAGUCUCUGCUGAAGAGCUACCUCCCCGAAGAUCUCUCGCGACCCGAACGCCGCAGACUUCACAAAACCCCCAUCCGCUCGUUUUUCCGAUCCCAACUCCACCACUUCGCCUACGCCUUGACGCAUAUUAUUUUUGGAAUCAUCGUUCGACUCCUGCAAGCCUACCAUGCAGUGGUGGAUCGAGUCUUCGCAAUCGUCUAUCACCACCACCGCACGCCGGAACUCAUUCGCAAGGAUGUCAGAGGAUUGAAGCGUCUGCCACAGCAUCUGAGCACAAUCUUGACUCUGCGCAAGGAAGACGAUGCCUUGGCAGUGCUGAUGGAUGAGGUGGCUGAGCUGGCAGCGUGGAGCUCGUGUGCGGGUAUCCCGCAGUUGAGCAUCUACGAGAAAACAGGUGUUUUGAAGUCAUGCAUUCCCGCCCUCCACCAGAUCAUCACAACCAAGCUGGCAAGUUACUACGGUUCACCAGACCAACAGCCAAACUUGCACCUCUACGCCCCCCACCACCCCGUCGAAGGCUCAACCACAAACCCUGGCAAGAGCACCUUGACUGUCCUCCUCCUCUCAUCGACUGAUGGCCGGGAAACCAUCGUCGAUUUGACCAAAACCCUGGCAGAAAUGAGCCAGAACGGCAAGCUCUCCCCAGAAGAUAUCACACCAGAGCUGGUCGACGCUGAAAUCAGCGACAUCACCACCCAGCCCCUCACCGCAGGCACUGACACCAUCCUCAAGCCGGAGCCAGACCUGCUGCUGGUGUUCAGCCCCUACCUCAAGCUGGAUGGGUACCCGCCAUGGCAAAUCCGACUCACGGAAAUGUAUUGCACGGGGAGUCGAUCCCACGGCGUGAACGGGGACGGGGAAGCCGUAGAGUACCAGGGGUACAUGCGUGGGCUGUGGCAUUUCGCGGGUGCGCAGAUGCGAUUCGGAAGGUAG